UCGGUCACGUGACCACCGACGUCGACUUGUUCCCCUGGUCCCUCAGUAGUCAUGGCGGUGUCCGGGAGUCUCCGGGAUGGAGUAAUCACCACCACCACCGCCGCCGCAGCAGCAGCCUCUUGAGUCUUCAUUGCCACCUUCAUGCGGGACUGUAUCCUCCAUCGGCCGAGAUAUCACGAACACCCCGCAGGCUGCUCAAGCUUCCUGCUAUGGCCGAUCGAGGCGUCGAGUUGUCGGCUCUGCCAAAAGAGGUCAGGGACCAGCUGGCGGAGUUGGACCUGGAGCUGUCCGAAGGUGACAUCACACAGAAGGGCUAUGAGAAGAAAAGGACCAAACUCCUGGCACCGUACAUCAUCCACACCCCAGUCGAACCACCCCCGAAGAACAAUGUGCAGCCACCCGCUCCCAGUUCUUCUUCCAGCCACGGUCCUCCCCCUUCUAGUUCAUCCCGCUACCGUGAACGACGCUCCCGAAAGACGCAUCGCAAUGGCGGAACCAGGGAUGACCGUUACAGAUCAGAUAUUCACUCUGAAGCAGUACAAGCUGCUCUGGCAAAACAUAAAGAAGAAAAGAUGGCACUGCCCAUGCCUACAAAACGACGUUCAACUUAUGUGCCGUCCCCCAUCGAAACACGAACGCCACCAGACUCCUCAUCGGCCUCUGAGGAUGAGACGUCGGUGCGCAGGCAGUCGUCGGUGGUCGUCCCCAUCCCUUUGCUCAAUCCCAACCAACAGAGCCCCGAUUGUUGGAUCAACCGCUCAGCCCAGGGCUCGUCCACAUCCUCAUCGGCUUCCUCCACCUUGUCCCACGGAGAGGCCAAGCCGCAGCCUCACAACCAGCCUCAGCCUCAGUACAAGCCUCAGUACCAACCUCUGUACAAGCCUCAGUAUCAGCCGCAGCCCCAGCACGAACCGCCACCGCCGCACACGGCCGCCGCCAUCACCGACAUGAUGGCUCACAGUCGCAUUGCCCACCACGAGAACAGCGUCCCACCUCCCGAUGUGACGGCAGUCGCCCUUCCAGCCAGAGGCCCGCGGGUCGACUUGCCCUCCAACACGACGGCCCGUGGAAUGAGUCGAGGGCAGAGUCGCUCCAGCAUGAUGGAGACUGCAGACGGAGUUCCGGUGAACAGCAGAGUGUCCACAAAGAUCCAGCAACUUCUCAACACGCUGAAGAGACCAAAGAGGCCACCACUCAGUGAGUUCUUCACCGAUGACUCUGAGGAGAUAGUAGAAGUGCCCCAGCCGGAUCCCAACACACCCAAACCAGAAGGGCGUCAGAUCAUCCCGGUGAAAGGCGAGCCCCUAGGGGUGGUCAGUAAUUGGCCGCCUGCCCUGCAAGCCGCGUUGGCCCGAUGGGGGGCGACGCAGGGGAAAAGCCCCGCCCUCACAGCUCUCGACAUCACGGGCAAACCGCUCUACACGCUGACUUACGGGAAACUUUGGAGUCGCAGUGUGAAACUUGCCUACACGCUCCUAAAUAAAUUGGGCAACAAAAACGAGCAGAUACUUAAACCCGGCGACAGGGUGGCACUCGUGUACCCCAACAGUGACCCAGGGAUGUUCUGGGUGGCCUUCUAUGGCUGCCUCCUCGCUGAGGUCAUACCUGUACCGAUAGAGGUGCCACUCUCUCGCAAGGAUGCGGGCAUCAGCCAAGUGGGCUUUCUUCUCGGCAGCUGUGGUGUGGGCCUUGCGCUGACCAGCGAGAUAUGUCUGAAGGGUCUUCCCAAGACCCCCACUGGAGAAAUAAUGCAGUUCAAAGGCUGGCCUCGAAUGAAGUGGGUUAUUACGGACUCAAAGUACCUGACCAAGCCUUCGAAAGAUUGGCAGCCUCACAUUCCGACGGCCAACACAGACCCCGCCUACAUUGAGUACAAGGCCAAUAAAGAAGGCACGGUGGUCGGCGUGGCGGUGUCUAAGGUUGCCAUGCUAACCCACUGCCAGGCGCUGACACAGGCCUGCAACUACUGCGAGGGUGAAACGCUAGUGAAUGUUUUAGACUGUAAGAAGGACAUGGGUCUCUGGCAUGGGGUGCUCACGGCUGUGAUGAACAGGAUCCACACCAUAAGUGUUCCCUAUGCAGUGAUGAAGGCGUGUCCGCUCUCCUGGGUACAGCGGGUUCACAUCCACAAAGCCCGAUUAGCUUUGGUGAAAUGUCGGGACUUGCACUGGGCCAUGAUGGCCCACCGGGAGCAGAGAGACAUCAGCCUGGUAUCGUUACGUAUGCUGAUCGUCGCCGAUGGCGCCAAUCCUUGGUCGGUUUCUUCCUGUGAUGCCUUCCUGAACGUUUUCCAAUCCCACGGGCUGAAGCCAGAAGUCAUCUGUCCUUGCGCCACAUCCCCUGAGGCCAUGACAGUAGCAAUACGCAGACCUGGAUUACCGGGUGCACCCCUUCCUGCCCGUGCCGUGCUUUCCCUGGGCGGCCUGAGCCAUGGCGUCAUCAGGGUCAACACGGAGGACAAAAAUUCUGCCCUCACCGUGCAAGACGUGGGGCACGUCAUGCCAGGAGCUCUGAUGUGCAUAGUCAAACCAGACGGACCUCCUCAGUUGUGUAAAACAGAUGAGAUUGGUGAGAUCAUAAUUAACUCCCGGGCUGGUGGCACCAUGUACUACGGCCUGCCAGGGGUCACCAAAAACACUUUUGAGGUGAUCCCGGUCAAUGCUAAUGGAGUUCCCAUCGGAGAGAUUCCAUUCGUGCGCUCAGGACUCUUGGGCUUUGUUGGGCCAGGCAGUCUGAUUUUUGUCGUGGGCAAAAUCGAGGGUCUCCUCCAAGUGAGCGGACGCCGACACAAUGCCGAUGACUUAGUGGCGACUGCACUCGCCGUGGAGCCGGUCAAGACUGUGUAUCGUGGGAGGAUCGCUGUGUUUUCAGUCACCGUGUUCUAUGACGAGAGAGUUGUGAUUGUGGCUGAGCAGAGGCCAGACGCCAGCGAAGAGGACAGCUUCCAAUGGAUGAGCCGAGUCCUUCAGGCAAUUGACAGUAUCCACCAGGUGGGCCUCUACUGCCUGGCUCUGGUCCCAGCCAACACUUUACCCAAAACACCUCUGGGGGGCAUCCACAUCUCCGAUACCAAGCAGUUCUUCUUAGAGGGCAACCUGCACCCUUGCAAUAUCCUCAUGUGUCCGCAUACUUGUGUCACCAACCUGCCUAAACCCCGUCAGAAGCAGCCUGUUGGUGUUGGUCCCGCAUCUGUGAUGGUGGGCAAUCUAGUGGCAGGGAAGAGGAUUGCUCAGGCGGCAGGCCGAGAGCUCGGUAUGAUCGACGACCAGGAUCUCGUCCGCAAGCAUCAAUACUUGACAGAGGCUCUACAGUGGAGGGCGCAGACGGAUGCAGAUCAUGUUCUCUAUGUUCUUCUUAACGCUAAGGGUGUGGCCGUGAGCACGGCGACCUGCGUUCAACUUCACAAGCGAGCUGAGAAGAUUGCCGCCGCACUCAUGGAGAAAGGCAGCAUCAACACUGGAGAGAACGUGGUGCUUCUUUAUCCUCCUGGUAUUGAUUUGAUCGCGUCAUUUUACGGGUGCCUAUACGCCGGCUGUGUCCCGGUAAACGUCAGGCCUCCUCACCCUCAGAACCUGGGAGCCACACUGCCUACUGUCCGUAUGAUCAUUGAUGUCAGUAAAGCGGCAUGUAUCCUCACCACUCAAAAUCUCAUGCGAAUACUGCGCUCCAAGGAGGCUGCUGCAUCUGUAAACAUUAAAACGUGGCCAACAAUCAUCGACACUGACGACCUUCCUCGCCGUCGACCUCCUCAAAUCUAUAAACCCCCCACAGCGGAGAUGAUAGCGUAUCUGGACUUCAGCGUUUCCACGACAGGCAUGCUCACUGGGGUCAAGAUCUCGCAUGCGGCCGUGAGUGCGCUGUGCCGCUCUAUCAAGCUGCAGUGUGAGCUUUACUCUUCUCGCCAAAUCGCCAUCUGCCUGGAUCCUUACUGCGGUCUGGGCUUUGUCUUGUGGUGCCUCGCUAGUGUUUACUCAGGUCACCAAUCCAUCCUCAUACCUCCUUUUGAGUUGGAGAGCUGUUUGUCUCUGUGGCUAAGCAGCCUCAGUCAGUACCGCGUCAGAGAUACCUUCUGCUCUUACUCCGUCAUGGAGUUUUGUACUAAAGGCCUGGGCACGCAAACAGAGUUGCUCAAGGCCCGUGGGGUCAACCUGUCAUGCGUGCGCAGUUGUGUAGUGAUUGCAGAGGAGCGCCCUCGCCUGGCCCUCACGCAUUCCUUCUCCAAGUUGUUUAAAGAUCUAGGGUUGUCAACCAGAGCUGUCAGCACUGCUUUUGGCUCCAGAGUUAACCUGGCUGUCUGCUUGCAGGGUACCACUGGCCCUGAUCCCUGCACAGUCUAUGUGGACAUGAAGUCCCUCCGCCAUGACAGAGUGAGGCUAGUGGAGAGAGGAGCACCUCAAAGUCUUCCCUUGAUGGAAUCUGGCAAGAUAUUGCCAGGCGUCCGAGUCAUAAUCGUAAAUCCAGAGACGAGAGGACCGCUUGGAGACUCUCAUCUGGGAGAAAUCUGGGUGAAUAGCCCUCACAAUGCCAGCGGCUACUACACCAUCUAUGGAGAGGAGAGUCUACAGGCUGACCACUUUAACACCAAGCUCAGCUUUGGUGACCCACAAACCUUAUGGGCCAGAACUGGCUACUUGGGCUUUGUUAAGAGGACGGAGCUUUUGGAUGCCAGUGGGGAUCGUCACGAUGCUCUUUUUGUGGUGGGCUCACUGGACGAGACCUUGGAGCUUCGAGGGCUUCGCUACCACCCCAUUGACAUUGAGACGUCGGUGUCUCGUGCCCAUCGCAGUAUCGCUGAGAGUGCUGUGUUUACAUGGACCAACCUUCUUGUGGUGGUGUCGGAGCUGUGCGGCUCAGAGCAAGACGCGCUGGACCUGGUGCCUCUGAUAACAAACGUGGUCUUGGAGGAACAUCACCUCAUUGUGGGCGUGGUUGUCAUUGUGGACCCCGGGGUCAUACCCAUUAACUCCAGAGGGGAGAAGCAACGCAUGCACCUUCGUGACUCCUUCCUGGCAGACCAGCUGGAUCCCAUCUACGUUGCUUACAAUAUGUGAGGGCCCGGUUGCCGUGUACUGUCACAGAACCCGUACUGCAUGUCUGUGACCGGACCUGUCAUGUUUGAUUUUCACUGUGUUUUAUUGAUAGAUUUGUGCAAAUCAUUCCGGAGCAGCAAUACCAAGCUGCCGGAAAGUCUUUGAUUACAAAAGUCUGCGUUGACUUACACGUUUGGUUUGGCCGACGACAUAAGACCACUUUUGAAAUUCCUUAUUAUUGCCUUUAAAAAAACAAAAAAAAAAGAUUCCAACAAACCUCUUGAAACACGUUCCUCCUAGUGGUGACACUGAUUCAAAGCGCUACUUACUCAACUUGAAAUCUUUUUUACAUGCAGCUUUCAAACAAAUGCACACACAUGCAUGUGCUGAGCCGGCGUCGUUUCCCCUCAAUUUUUUGUUUUAUGCGUGCGCGCGCGUAUGUAUGUGUGAAACUAAUGAGCCGCUUGGCUUUUUGUUAUUUAAAAGUCCUAAGAUAUUGAAGCCAAAUGUUUUCACAGCUUUCCUGCCCUGAUUUACUCGAUUUCCUGCCUUAUAGACUUACAGCCAUACAUUCCUCUUAUUGAUUUUAAUAAAUCUAUUUUUAACGGCUGUUUAUCCUCUUUUGGCUUUUAUUGGCAAUCCCAACAGACAGCCAAAGGAUUCAAAUAAGAGACUGCACUUCAAAGCCUCUUUGUAUUUUCGAUACUAUUACUGUAAAGCUAUUUUUAAGUGGAUAAAUGUAUAAAAUUGUACACUCAUCAGCUAACGAAUCCUCGAUGGUUGGCUUGGUAGCAGAAAGAAGACUGUAAAUAACAAAGGAACCAAUGAUGGUCCUUGCAAUAUUAGUCGUGUGACAGAGGGUAAAAAAAAAAAAUACUUGUAAAUCAUCAAUAGACAUGAUACAUGUAAUGUUGCACUUUCUUCAAAAGCAUCUAUUUUAUUACAACAAUAAGGCAUUCUAAGUAACAUUUCAGGAACAUUAUCUGGCAUGAGGGCCUCAUGAGUUUACCAGUAGGACUGUUGCUGUUUAAGGCCAAUAAAAGAAAAAAAAGAAAAAAAAAAAAGAAAACGGGCAGCCCUAAAAACGCGCCUUUCUACCUUCCCGGCACUGAAAGCGCUUUACACCGUCGCCUCGUUCAGCCAAUCACACACACUGACGAUGAGCGAGGUCACAAACUAACUAGCAAUUUGAGCUUGUACAUGUAAUGACGACAAUGAGAGAAACAAUCGAAUGACUGUUUUUAGGCUGCCAGGUCAUUUUGUUAUUUUCAAAUUUAGUGCACCAAAUUCAUGAUAUGUGUUUUAUCGGUGUAGUCUAGGAUGACAUCGGUUAUCCUCCACUUUAAGGUCAUUUGAAUGUGUUGUGUUUAUGGAGCUUUGUAAAGGUUUAUUUGCAGUUUUGUUUGUCGUUGGGGUGGUCUGCAGCAAGUCAUGUAUUUAAUAUCUGGAUCUGCACGCGCUGGUGGCAAAACUGGACUAAAAUCCAUUUAACUCAUGGAGGGGGGGGGGGCAUUUGCAAAUAACCUGCAAUUGUGUGCUUUUCUCGUGCUCUUUGCUAUCAUUUGUAACGACUUCAUACUGAACAGUAGUAUCUCGGUGAGAAACUUUUACUUUCCACGUGUAGAUAAUGUUUUUAGCUUUUAGACGUUGUCGCAUUACAACCUGACUAACACUAUGUUGCAAGAUGUACUCUUGGAAAAUGCAGCGCUUUUGCACUGUCGUUACAUUCUGUACUGUAAGUCAUCUCAAGAUGUGUUUUAUCCCCUUUUCAAGUCCACAUGGAAAAAAUACACUCCACAAUUCAUUCUUUGCUUUAAUAACGUGUCCUACUUUUGCAGCGGAAUGUUUGCACGGGACUAACAAAAUAAUGAGCUGUGUCUCAUUUUGAGGCAGAGGUUGGAACAAUAUAUAUAAAUAUAUAUAAAUAGUAUUGCUUUAUAGACAUGUAUAUAUUCAGGGAACCAAACUCAGUUAACACAGGGAUGGACCAGGCGGUGUCGUGGUGCAAAUCAUCAAAUAUAUUUCAAAUAAACCUAAUGAACAAAGAGGAGCAGAUACUGUCUGUGUACAUUCGACCUGCAUUGCUAAGAAAUCUCCAUCUUAUUUUGGCUUCCUGCUCUUUGUCUGUUCUAACACACUAUGCAAACCUUAUGACAGUGCGGUUUUGUUCAAGCUUGCACAGUCCGCUCAACAAUAAUUAUACAUUUUAAUUACUAUGAAGUCACUGAUCAUGUUUGAAAAGUACAUGAGGCGAUAUUAAUCUCUCUUGAGUUGUUCUGUUGGUAUUGUGUAUGCAACCUCAGCAUGUUGUGUAAAUAUUAAGUAUUGAUUCAUUCGUCCAUGAAAAUGUGAUUACGCGAAAAGGAGGCAGUUUAACUCCAUGAAAUCCAGGUGGUACACCCCUUGUUUGUUCUCAUUUAUUUUAUAAUUUGCUCAGUUGUAUUUUGUUUUAUACUGUAAAAGUAAUACAGAACAGAAAUAAAAAAAAAAAGAAUCAUCUCUGA
Syngnathus typhle (broad-nosed pipefish) is the source of this 7534-nucleotide messenger RNA. It is a transcript of the gene dip2bb, whose product is annotated as disco-interacting protein 2 homolog Bb. Bases 210 to 5051 code for a protein of 1613 amino acids. The transcript has 38 exons. NCBI's taxonomy places the organism in Eukaryota, Metazoa, Chordata, Actinopteri, Syngnathiformes, Syngnathidae. The record is from RefSeq and is a predicted model, not a curated record.